AUGCCUCUUUCACCGAAGCUGAAGCUAUUCCUGAACCCUUACUCAAAUUGUAGCAGAGCUAUUUCCAUGGCCUCCAAGGAUUUUCUGCUACUCAAGCCUUCCCCAGCUCCCGCUGCCCACGCGCGCGUGCUCCCGCUCCAUUCUUGUUCGCAGGCGCGCUGUUUUCACUCCAAUAGCAGGAAAAAUGUCUCGUUUUUCGCCAAUACGAGACACUUGCCAGCAAUUUAUCAGAAGGCCUAUGGAUAUAGUUACAGCCCAGCCAUGCCCAUUUCUAGACCGAUAUCUGGUGCCGGUAUAGGGACCGUGGAGAAUCAGUUUGUAGAUGAAGAACAACUUAUCAUAUUACGGCAAAAGUUGCAUGACAUUGGAAUUGACCCAAAACCUUGUUUGCCAGGGCAGUUCAAUAGCUUGAUUUGUCCAAGAUGUAAGGGUGGGGAAUCAGAGGAGAAGAGCUUAUCUCUUAGUAUUGAACCGGACGGGAGGUCAGCAGUUUGGAUUUGCUUUCGAGGUAAAUGUGGGUGGACAGGCUCAACCCGAGCAUAUGCAGGUGUAUCAUCGACUUAUGCAAAAAUGAAUGAAAUCACGAAAGUCAAGCAACCACCUAGAAAAAUCACUGAGGAGAGUUUGGAAUUAGAGCCGUUGUGUAAUGAGCUACUUGGAUAUUUUGCUGAGCGGUUGAUAUCUGGAGAUACAUUACGAAGAAAUGGUGUCAUGCAGAAAAAAAGUGGAGAACAUAUUGCUAUUGCUUUUACUUACUGGAGGAAUGGAGAGCUUGUAAGCUGCAAAUAUCGUGAUAUCACCAAAAAAUUCUGGCAGGAAGCCAAUACUGAAAGAAUCUUUUAUGGACUUGAUGAUAUAAAGCAAUCAAGUGAUAUCAUCAUUGUUGAAGGUGAAAUUGACAAACUCUCAAUGGAAGAAGCUGGCUUCAGAAACUGUGUGAGUGUCCCUGAUGGUGCUCCUGCAAAAGUCUCGAAUAAGGCAUUACCCUCUGAAGAUGCGGACACCAAGUUUCAAUUUCUAUGGAACUGCAAAGAGUAUACAGAUAAGGCAUCUCGCAUUAUUCUUGCCACGGAUAAUGAUCCACCUGGUCAAGCCUUAGCUGAAGAAAUUGCAAGGCGCUUGGGGAAAGAAAGGUGUUGGAGGGUGAAAUGGCCUCAAAAGAGUGACACUGAAUGUUUCAAAGAUGCAAAUGAGGUGCUUAUGUAUAUGGGUCCUGAUGCAUUGAGGAAUGUCAUUGAAUCUGCUGAGCUUUACCCAAUAAGAGGUCUGUUCAAUUUCAAAGAUUACUAUGAUGAGAUUGAUGAUUACUAUCAUCAGUUCCUUGGUUAUGAGCUUGGUGUCUCGACUGGAUGGAGAGAUCUCAAUGACUUGUAUAAUGUUGUGCCCGGAGAAUUGACAAUCGUAACAGGAAUUCCAAAUUCAGGCAAGAGUGAGUGGAUUGAUGCUCUAUUAUGCAAUCUUAACCAUAGUGUUGGUUGGAAAUUCGCACUUUGCUCGAUGGAAAACAGGGUACGAGAACAUGCAAGGAAACUUCUAGAGAAACAUUUAAGGAAGCCUUUCUUUGAUAUUAGAUACGGGCAGCAUAUUGAGAGGAUAAGCGUUGAGGAGUUGGAAGUAGGAAAAAAAUGGCUCAGCGAUUCAUUUGCCUUGAUAAGGUGUGAGAAUGAUUGCCUUCCGAGUAUAGAUUGGGUUCUUAAUCUCGCAAAAAUUGCAGUUCUCCGCCAUGGGGUUAAUGGACUUGUGAUUGACCCGUAUAACGAACUUGACCAUCAACGACCCCCUAACCAGACUGAAACAGAAUAUGUGAGUCAGAUGCUGACGAAAGUCAAACGGUUUGCGCAACAUCACUCGUGUCACGUUUGGUUCGUGGCUCAUCCGAGACAGUUGCAUAAUUGGGUUGGUGGGCCACCGAAUAUGUACGACAUUAGCGGUAGUGCGCAUUUUAUUAACAAAUGUGAUAACGGUAUUGUUAUCCACCGUAACAGAGAUCCAGAAGCUGGUCCAGUCGAUUUAGUUCAGGUUUGCGUGAGGAAAGUGCGUAAUAAAGUUAUAGGAACAAUUGGAGAUGCUUAUCUAACGUAUAACAGGGUCACUGGUGAGUACGGGGACAUUGACAAGUCAUCCCAAAAUGAGAAGCGCAAUGAGAAGCGCAGAUAA
This is a messenger RNA of Striga hermonthica, 2157 nucleotides long. The record is from the annotation of a GenBank genome assembly. NCBI's taxonomy places the organism in Eukaryota, Viridiplantae, Streptophyta, Magnoliopsida, Lamiales, Orobanchaceae.